GGCGCGAACGCGCGGGGCAUCACGGGCCGCCGGGACACAGAAGAUGGCGGAUGCGGCCGUGGGUAAGGACAAGUGCGGGGAACAGCGGCUCGUGUCGCUGCCCCUGUCCCGCAUCCGAGUCAUCAUGAAGAGCUCUCCUGAGGUGUCCAGCAUCAACCAGGAGGCGCUGGUGCUCACGGCCAAGGCCACGGAACUCUUUGUUCAGUAUCUAGCCACCUGUUCCUACAGACACGGCAGUGGCAAAACCAAGAAAGCACUGACAUACAGUGACUUAGCCAGCACUGCAGAGGACUCAGAGACCCUUCAGUUUCUCUCAGAUAUAUUACCAAAGAAGAUUUUAGCUAGUAAGUACCUGAAAAUGCUCAAAGAGAAGAGGGAGGAAGAAGAGGAAGAAGAUGACGAUGGUGAAAGUGACAUUGGUGAAGUUCUGGCUUAAGCCAGCAAGGAGUGGUCUCAGCCUGGUGAGCAGGUGCAAGAAUAGACUCACAGCUGGGCAGUGGUGGGCACUGCAGUAGUGUAGUGCCAUGUCUCAGCCUUGCAGCUUGUUGCAUUCCCUCUUGCAGUGGAAAGGACUGGAGCAGCCUCCCACACAGACCCUCCAGCUGUCUACCAGGGGAGCCCUGGGCAGAUGGCACUGUUGUGGCUCUGAGUACAGCAGCACACACUACUGAGCUUCAUGUUGAACUUGCAGGAAGACCUGGAAAGCUCUAUGUCAGCUGUCUAGUCACAGGGACAUUCUUUUUUCACAAAUGGCUACAUGUGUAGCUCAUGUACAUUGUGCUACCUUUGAAUUUUUUGUAUUUUUUAAAAAAAAUGGACUAUGCAUUUUUACUGUACAGAAAAUUUGCUUUUCCUUUUCCAUUAAAGGUUUAUAUUUUACAGUAA
This is a messenger RNA of Cricetulus griseus (Chinese hamster), 885 nucleotides long. The record is from RefSeq and is a predicted model, not a curated record. Lineage: Eukaryota; Metazoa; Chordata; Mammalia; Rodentia; Cricetidae.